AAAGCCCACGAAUUAUGAAAGCAAAAGGAGUAAAAAAACCCUAGUUUCCUUGCUAUCUCAUAAAUUGCAGGUGCAGCAGCAGAGAGUGCGGUAGGCUCAUCCGAGACCGGAAGCAGCAAUGGGGAUCGAUCUCAAGGCCGGAGGUAAAAGCAAAAAAACCAAAAGAACAGCACCCAAGUCCAAUGAUAUCUAUCUUAAGCUCUUGGUCAAGCUUUAUCGCUUCCUUGUUCGGAGAACUGGCAGCAAAUUCAAUGCCGUUAUACUCAAGAGAUUGUUCAUGAGCAAGGUUAACAAGCCCCCAUUGUCUUUGUCAAGGUUGAUUAAGUAUACCAAGGGGAAGGAAGAUAAGAUUGCUGUGGUGGUGGGCAAUAUAACCGAUGAUAUUCGUGUUUAUGAAGUUCCAGCCUUAAAGGUCACAGCACUCAGGUUUACAGAGACUGCUCGGGCAAGAAUUGAGAAGGCAGGUGGUGAAUGCUUGACGUUUGAUCAGUUGGCUCUCAGGGCUCCUCUGGGACAGAACACGGUCCUUCUUAGAGGCCCAAAGAAUGCUCGUGAAGCUGUGAAGCACUUUGGUCCUGCUCCUGGUGUGCCUCACAGCCACACCAAGCCUUAUGUUCGAGCAAAGGGAAGGAAGUUUGAGAGGGCUAGAGGAAGGAGGAACAGCAGAGGAUUUAGGGUUUGAUGUGAUAAAUAGUGUUCUAUUCUCUGAAAUUCAAAAUUUCCUUAUAUCUUAGACGGUUGAAGCAGUUUUCUUGUUAUUUGUGUUCUGAUAAUAUGAUUUUCAGUUUGAAGUUGUCAUUCUUGGCUCCUUUAUUCUCCCAGUGAAGUAAGUGUCUGUUUGUGCUUUAACUCAGUUUUGAUGCUAGAGAAUUGAUAAUCGUUAAUUACGUGAUGCAUGCUUGUUCUUUAUGAAUUAGA
Messenger RNA from Glycine soja, 918 nucleotides. RefSeq names its product 60S ribosomal protein L18-2. Gene Ontology annotation, molecular function: structural constituent of ribosome; RNA binding. Gene Ontology annotation, biological process: translation. Gene Ontology annotation, cellular component: cytosolic large ribosomal subunit; ribosome. The transcript has 5 exons. NCBI's taxonomy places the organism in Eukaryota, Viridiplantae, Streptophyta, Magnoliopsida, Fabales, Fabaceae. The record is from RefSeq and is a predicted model, not a curated record. The coding region runs from base 119 to 682 and encodes 187 amino acids.